ACUGCUGGCUGGUGUAUGUGUACUAAUUGGUGUGGUGCUGCCGAAAAUUUACUAUUUUAGAACGAAUAUAAUCUGUUGAUUUAUUUCUAGCAGAACUUAUUAUCAUUUAUCCUGUAUGAUACAACCAUGAACGGUCCAUUAUCAAUGUAUAGUUUGAAGCCUCUAGUUUACUUUACAAAUCCUGUAGACUUGACACCAACCAUGUAUGGAAUGAAGAAUAUUUAUUGGCGUUCGAAUUUCAAUUAUCGUGGAGAAAAUAGUCUUCAAGAUAGCCUUCCCAAUGUUUUGGAACAGGUUAACAAUCUCUUAAAGGGAUCAACAUCUGAAGUAGAAGAUCUAAAAAAAAGACAAGAAGAAAUUUUGAAACAAUUGGCUUUUCUGAAGGAACAGAUGCUCUUUCUUAGAGAAGAAUUAACUAAAGGAGCUACAAACGUAAAACUCUCCGUAGAAUCAAACUGUAACUUAACCGUUUCUUCGUCACACCUAAGAACCACCAAUAAUCCACAUUGGGAUGGUCUGGCUGGUGAGAUGGUGAUCAACGCCAGCCCAGAUAACCCCCCUUACUCUCUGUUGGCGGUGAAUCGGUUGUGGCCAGAGGCUCUUAGGCUACAAGUUGUCUGCCACACUCACUCGUCUCUUGUGUCUCUUUCCCCCCAUUUGUCAUGUUUCUCUUCACUUUUCUUCACACCAGGUCCAAACGUAAAGGCUCGUCUCAUCUGGAGUAACAUGGGACCUGAUUGUGAAUUGGUGGUUUCUCCCAUUAGUCAUUGUCCGAUUCGAGGAGAAGUGAAUGUGUUGCGAUUUUUACAUCGAUCGAUCAACGGCUCAGGAGACCCUAUAUCUGACACUCAGUUAGAUCAUAUUCUGGACGUGUGUCAUAGACUGACACAUGCCCAGAGCCAGCGGGACAGACAGGUCAAUGUCCGUAUGUUGAACUCUCUGCUGGGUCGAUCAUCUUGGCUUGGAGGUGAGAAGGUGUCAGUCGCAGAUGUAGCAGCCUGGUCUGCUAUCAAGAGGUCACCAGGCAUAGACCUCAGUCAGAACAUGGCUCGGUGGAACGAUCAAUGCACCCAGGCAUUUCUAGUCGAUGCAGCUUAAUACUGAUUGUGUUCCUGAGCCUCAAAUAAUAAUAAAAAAUUCAUACAACUA
Macrosteles quadrilineatus (aster leafhopper) is the source of this 1149-nucleotide messenger RNA. RefSeq names its product aminoacyl tRNA synthase complex-interacting multifunctional protein 2 (gene AIMP2). Lineage: Eukaryota; Metazoa; Arthropoda; Insecta; Hemiptera; Cicadellidae. Bases 127 to 1098 code for a protein of 323 amino acids. The transcript has 6 exons. The record is from RefSeq and is a predicted model, not a curated record. Gene Ontology annotation, cellular component: aminoacyl-tRNA synthetase multienzyme complex.